Molecule: messenger RNA, 894 nt
Organism: Scomber scombrus (Atlantic mackerel)
Lineage: Eukaryota; Metazoa; Chordata; Actinopteri; Scombriformes; Scombridae
Exons: 5
Coding region: 1-894 (297 amino acids)
Biological process (GO): cell surface receptor signaling pathway
Molecular function (GO): transmembrane signaling receptor activity
Source: RefSeq, a predicted model, not a curated record
AUGUGUGUUCUGGGUCUCUCCUCCCAGUUGGAUGUACCUGGAACUCCUCUAAAGGGAGGCGUCCUGGAGAAUCCUGACCAGGAGCCCAAACCACCUCAGCAGCAGCUCUACUCCGCCUCCCCUGGAUCUCGUCUGACUAUGACUCCCAGCAGCUCUCAGUUUUUUGAAGAUGAAUCAUUCUCUCUGCGCUGUGAGGAGGACGACGGAUCUGCUGGAUGGACGCUGUGGAGGAACUCAACUGAAGGGGAGACGUCUCAGUGUGGAGUUGACUGGGGAAGAUCAGAUGGUUCCUUCUGUAACAUCAGUUUAACAGCACCCUGGGACAGUGGAGUUUACUGGUGUGGGUCCAGAGAGGGAGCAACCAGUAACAGCAUCAACAUCACUGUCAGUGAUGGACCAGUGAUCCUGCAGAGUCCUGCUCUCCCUGUGAUGGAGGGAGAUGAUGUCACUCUGCACUGUAAAACACGGACCUCCAACCUCUCAGCUGAUUUCUUUAAAGAUGGCUCCCUCAUCAGGUCUGAGCCUGCAGGUCACAUGACCAUCCACCAUGUUUCCAAGUCUGAUGAAUGCCUCUACAACUGUAACAGCAGCAUUUUUGGAGAGUCUCCCUCCAGCUGGAUCACUGUCAUAGGUGAGGAACCCUGCCCUCCUGUAUCUGCAGGCCCACUCCCUGUCUCACCAACCCUCCAGCUUGUGUUCACACUGGUCCGUCACCUAGUAGUGAUCUGUCCGUACUUCAUCUCCACUCUCCUUAUGGUGUCUUUAUAUCGAUACAGACCAAGAGGAAACAACCUUCCCAUCUUCAUGACAACCCCCCUGCCCUACCAGGCUGCAGGUAGAUUGGCUGAGGACUAUGAUGACAUCAUGGAAGUCACCACCGAGCAUCAGUUCUGA